This is a messenger RNA of Puccinia graminis f. sp. tritici CRL 75-36-700-3, 1238 nucleotides long. RefSeq lists its product as uncharacterized. The coding region runs from base 1 to 873 and encodes 290 amino acids. Lineage: Eukaryota; Fungi; Basidiomycota; Pucciniomycetes; Pucciniales; Pucciniaceae. The transcript has a single exon. The record is from RefSeq and is a predicted model, not a curated record.
AUGGUCUCAACGAAACCGAGCAAGCCGAUCCAUUGCCACGAGAUCACGACGCCACUGAAGAAGACACGGCCUCCGAAAGCCGAGGACACCAGAGAAGACGCAUCAUGGAGAUCGCUAUUUUCAGAACUUCGGCCCAAACCAGCAGCUGUAGAAGCGCGUGCAAGCAAUCCCUCUCCGAAACCGAAGCUCAUCCCUAUUGUCCCACCAGUCCGAGCGAUGGUUUCCACGAAACCGACCAAGCCGAUCCAUUGCCACGAGAUCACGACGCCACUGAGGAAGAUGCGGCCUCUGCAAGCCGAGGACACCAGACGGGGCAGUGAUCUGAUUCCGGCGGGGUUGGCGAUGGUCCGGCCCUCGAAACCUCCCGCGCCGAGUCGACAGAUGCGUCCCAUCGUCGCUCCUCGCGCAUUCACCCCUAUCACGCUCCCCAAACCACCCUCGCCCAUGGUCUCACCUAGUAAGCGGAAAAACCGCGUCAACGCUCCGACUGGUGAACUACUCGAUCGAGCUAGACGACUUAUCGAGAUCGAUCAAUCCUCUCUCAGGAUGUGGCAGAGUGAUCUAGAUGCUGGUGCUCUCAGACCAGGAAAAACUAGGAAAUUUCAAAUUGUGAAAGUCGUCAAAGAAAACGGAUCUCAAAUCGCUCAUUGUCUCGAAAUCCAUCCAUCCACUACCACUACUAUUACUACUGCUACCAUCAACAACAACACCAAUGGCCAAGCACUGACAGGAGACGACUCUAAUAGUCCUACAAUCUGGAAAAUCUUAUUACGCGGACCUGAUUGCCAUGUCAAUGAUCGACUGAAAAUCUUCGCUCCUUGGUCGGAACUCCCUCCCAAUAUCCUCCUCUCUAACAAGUAUAUAACCAAUUGAACAAUACUCAUAAAACCGUUGGAUUAAGCGUCUCUGUUUCUUCUAUAUGUAGCUUUCUUGUACAAGAUUGGAUCUUCAAAUUGACAAUAUAUAUGUUUGUAUCUCAUGCCUGUCUUCAAUUUGUCUGCUCAUACGUUAUUCCUUUUUUUCAUCUUCUAAGCAAUCUUUGUAUGUACGUAGAUAUCUAUCCACACACAUGUAUCUUUCUUUUUCCGUUACCAUAUGUGAUUUUUUUUUCUUCUUCUGUUCUUCUAUAUGUUUGCAAAAGAUGAUUGAAUCGAUCUUGACACUAGAAAUACUUAGCGCAUCGACCUUUGACCAGAUUACCAAAGAAAGUAAUGUUACCAGGUUUGAUCCCUUUAACA